Molecule: messenger RNA, 288 nt
Organism: Phytophthora nicotianae INRA-310
Lineage: Eukaryota; Oomycota; Peronosporomycetes; Peronosporales; Peronosporaceae
Exons: 2
Coding region: 1-288 (95 amino acids)
Source: RefSeq, a predicted model, not a curated record
AUGGACCUCGGUCCUGACCCAACACGUCUAGACCACGAAGGCAUCAUUCGCUUCUUGUUAGAGCGGAUGACGGACGGGAAGCUCCCGCGAGGCUGUAUUAACGACGCUGCUGCGUACUUCAGCUGCACACGGCAGACAGAGGUGCUGAAGGCCGUACCUGCCAUCGAGAGGACAUCCUACCGAGCUUUGGCAGUUGCCACUGGGAUUCCUACCUUUCACAACCAGCCGCCACGUAGCCCCGACUUUAAUGAACUCGACCUUGGCUUCUUUUCCAGUAUUCAAGCUUAA